This is a messenger RNA of Ruditapes philippinarum (Manila clam), 2382 nucleotides long. RefSeq lists its product as uncharacterized. The record is from RefSeq and is a predicted model, not a curated record. Gene Ontology annotation, molecular function: nucleic acid binding. Lineage: Eukaryota; Metazoa; Mollusca; Bivalvia; Venerida; Veneridae. The transcript has a single exon. The coding region runs from base 1 to 2382 and encodes 793 amino acids.
AUGAAUAACAGUGCCAACAUCGCAUAUCACUCCGAGAACACUUCCGGUAACACGACCAACAGUACUCCCGAUGGACAUGUAAGUGACAUUUCUAUACAUAACGGACAGUAUUCUCAUUUUCACAAACUGCCGAAACUUACGCUACCUAUAUUUACCGGCAACAUUUUAGAAUGGCAGACAUUUUGGGAUUCGUUUGAGUCAAGUGUGCACAAUAACGUAUCUUUAUCUGACGUACAGAAGUUCACAUAUCUGAGAUCUUUACUCCACGACGAUGCAGCUAGAGUGAUUCAGGGAUUUCCGUUAACGCAUUCAAACUAUACACAAGCAGUUGCGUUACUGAGAGAACGUUUCGGACAGGAACACAAGAUUAUAAACGCUUACAUGCAGUGUUUAUUAGAUUUACCCCGUCCUUACUCUGACAUUAAUAGUUUACGAAAUUUUCAAGAGAAAAUGGAGUCAUAUAUUAGAGGAUUGCAGUCACUUGGUCAAGGUCAAGACUCUUACGGUAAUUUACUUGUCCCUGUGGUAUUAGAGAAACUUCCUGCUGAAAUUAAACGCAACAUGACUCGUGACCAUGGAAACAGUAACUGGCAACUUCCGGAACUACGACAAGCAUUGAAAAAGGAGAUCGCUAUUCUGGAGUCAGGUCAAUCUUUACAUACAGGUGAAGUUCAUAACGCUACCGCUUCAUUCCUUACGGGGACACGAUUUCAUCCGAAUGGGGCACGCAAACAGCAGACGACAAAUGAAAAGAGAGCGGAACGUCCGAGAUGUCCUUUUUGCGGCGACCAUCACUUAGCAAAUGACUGUAGGAAGGUAACAAAUACUGUUGAACGUAAGAAAAUUGUUAAAGAGAAAAAGUUAUGUUUUAAUUGUCUAGGACGCCACCAAGUAGCUACAUGUAAAUCGAACCAUCGAUGCCGUUUUUGUCAGCGAAAACACCACACUAGCAUCUGUGACAGUAAUCCCCAGCCAUUAACCCCACAUAGUAAUUUGAAUGCUACAGCCCCAAGUUACACUCCAGGUUUAAGAGAUCAAGCUACUUCCGGUUCCAAAAUCAUUUCCGGUUCCAGUGAUCAGUCCGCAAUACUACAUUCUACUACACAUUCUAGACCUAAAGUUUUGUUGAAAACCGCUGUUGCGAAAGUAACAUCUGGAGUUGCAUCUGGUAACCUUUGUACAGAUGUUAAUAUUUUAUUUGACGAAGGGGCACAGAGGUCAUUUGUAACAAAGGAACUUGCAGAAAGACUCGAACUCAGAAGAACGGGAACAGAAGUCGUAGAGCUUGCAGCAUUUGGUUCAUCUUCAAAGAAAGUAAGUCAUAUUGAUACCGCAACAGUAUAUUUAUUAACUGAUACCAAAGAAAAGAUAGCUAUAGAUGUCCUGAUUGUCCCAACUAUUUCCGUCCCCUUAAGAAACGUACAACAAGCCACAACAGCACUUCCGUAUCUUCGUGGGCUUAAACUUGCGCAUCCGGUUACAGAUGACGACACUUUCAAUAUAUCACUUCUGAUUGGUGCAGAUAAGUACUGGGAUAUUGUCAGUAAUAGAGUGAUCCGUGGUUAUGGUCCCACAGCUGUCCAGUCCAAGAUAGGAUACUUGCUUUCCGGUCCUCUUCCGGUUUCUUCUACUGAUACCGCUACAGGCUGCAUAUUAAAUGUAUUAAUAUCUAAGCCAGAUACACAUGACCUAGAACGUUUCUGGAAGUUAGAGUCUCUAGGUAUUCAGCCUGAAAAAGAAGAUGAAACUACCUCCGACUACCUGGCAACAUAUCAGGAAAAAUGCAUUGAAUUCAAAGACGGACGUUAUUCAGCACAGUUACCAUGGAAACGUGAUCAUCCGGUGUUACCUGACAAUUAUAACAUUGUUCUUAAAAGAACGGAAAAUACAAUCCGACGCCUACGACAAGAUACGAACAUGUUACAGAAGUAUGGCCAAAUUAUUUCAGAACAAGAAAAUCGAGGCUUUAUCGAGAGAGUUACAGACGACAAUAUAGAUAAAAGAGUUCACUACAUCCCACAUCACGGUGUGAAAAAAGAUUCAGCCACCACCCCAAUCCGAAUAGUAUAUGACUGUAGUUGCCGCCAAAAUAAAGAUUCCCCUAGUCUGAACGAUUGUUUAGAAUCAACAUCCCCGGAAUUAAAUGACUUAACCAAUAUACUUAGUCGAAAAUCCCUACCCCAUAUAAUGAUAUCAGACAACGCAACAACAUUUAACGCAGCAGCAAAUACUAUUCAAAAACUCAUGAGAUCAACGGCAGUUAAUGACGCUCUACACAGCCAUGGUACUGAAUGGAGAUUCAUACCUAAGCGAGCACCAUGGUUUGGCGGUUGGUGGGAGCGACUUAUUGGACUAACAAAAACCACCAUCAAGAAAGUUUAA